AGAUGUUUGGGAUCUCCUGACCGAUGGAUUUGAGAAUUUUGGGGUUGGAUUUAGGAUUUUUUUAGAAGGGGAAAGAGUUAAAAAUGAGCUGCACAGAGAACUCCGGGAGCUCCUGGCCGAGGGAUUUGCGGCUUUGGGGUCGGAUUUAGGAUUUUUUAGGAGGAAAGGAAAUGGUUAAAGGUGGCUGGAGUGUCUGGGAUCUCCUGACAGAUGGGUUUGGGAAUUUUGGGGUCGGGUUUAGGAUCUUUAAGAGGAGCAGAAAGAGUUAAAGGUGGCUGAGGUGUCUGGGACCUCUUGAGGGACGGAUUUGGGAUUUUAAAGGGUUGGAUUUAGGAUUUUUUAGAAGGAAAGGAAAGAGUUAAAGGUUGAAGUGCAGCAGAGAAUUCUGGGAUCUCCUGACCGAUGGAUUUGGGAAUUUUGGGGUCGUUUUUAGGGUUUUUUUUUUUUGUGAGGAAGGGAAAUGAUUUUAAAGGUGGCUGAGGUGUCUGGAAUGUCCUGAGAAUUUUAGAUUUGGAUUUAGGAUUUUUUAGGAGGAAGGGAAAGAGUUAAAGGUGGCUGAGCUGCAGAGAAAUCCGGGACCCCCGAGAGAAGGAUUUGGGAAUUUUGGGGUUGUUUUAGAGUUUUCUAGGAGGAGCGGAAAGAGUUAAAGGCUGAGAAGCAUCUGGGAUCUCCUAACCGCUGGAUUUGGGAUUUUUAGGGCUGGAUUUAGGAUUUUUUAGGAGGAGAGAAAAUAAUUCCUGGUGGCGGAUUUGCAGUAGAGAAAUUUGGGACCCGCUAAGAAAAAGAUGUGGGAAUUUUUGGGGAUGGAUUUAGGUUAUUUUUUUUUUUUUUAAGAAGAGGGGAGACAGUUCCUGGGGCAGAGAUGUCCGGGAUCUCCUGACUGAUGGAUUUGGGGAUUUUGGGGUUUGAUUUAGGAUUUUUUAGGAGGAGGGGGAAGAGUUAAAGGGAGCUGAGCUGCCAGAAAAUUUGAGGAGCUCCCGACCGCUGGAUUUGGGAAUUUGGGGACGGGUUUUAGGAUUUUUUAGAAGGAAGGGAAAGAGUUAAAGGCUGAGGUGCAGCAGAGAACUCUGGGAGCUCCUUAGAGACGGAUUUGGGAAUUUUGGGGUUGGAUUUAGGGUUUUUUUUUAGGAAGAGGGGAGAGAAUUCCUGGGGAUGAGGUAUCUAGGAUCCCCUAGCCGAGGGAUUUGGGAAUUUUGGGGUCAGAUUUAGGGUUUUUUAGGAGGAGGGGAAAGGAUUUCUGAUGGCUGAGCUGCACAGAACUCCGGGAUCUCCUGACCGAGGCAUUUGGGAAUUUUGGGGUCAGGUUUGGGAUUUUUUAGGAGGGAGGGAAAGAGUUGAAGGUGGCUGAGCUGCACAGAGAACUUUGGGAUCUCCUGACUGAUGGAUUUGCCGAUUUUGGGGUUGUUUUUAGGAUUUUUUUAAGAGGAGCAGAAAGAGUUAAAGGUGGCAGAGAACCGCGGGAUCUCCUGAAGGACGGAUUUGGGAAUUUUGGGGUUGGAUUUAGGAUAUUUUAGGAGAAGAGGAGAGUGUUCCUGGGGCUGAGGUAUCUGGGAUCUCCUGAGGGGCGGAUUUGGGAAUUUUGGGAUUUUUUUUUUUUUUUUUAAGAGGAAGGGAAAGAGUUAAAGGCGGCUGAAAUGCACAGAGAACUUGGGGAGCUCCCGAGGGACGGAUUUGGGAAUUCUGGGGGUUGGAUUUAGGAUUUUUUUAGGAGGGAUGGAAACGGUUAAAUUUGGCUGAGGUGCAGCAGGGAACUCUGGGGCCCCCUGAGAGAAGGAUUUGGGAAGUUUGGGGGUUGUUUUUUGGGUUUUAGGAGGAAGCGAAACAGCUCGUGCUUCAUCACGUGCCGCCCAUCCCUCCCUGCCAGCAGGAAAAAAAAAAAAAACAACAACCAAAAAAACUUUUCCAAGGAUUUCCUGGAAUCUUCAGCAAAUGGGAGGGAGCCAGGCAGGAGGAAGGGGAGGAAAAAAAACCCCAAAGUUUUUUGGCCAUGUCCACAGCUGGAAUUUUGGGAUCGCUGCUCCAAGUGGAGGAAAACUUCUCCUCCUGCCUGGCCCGGAUCGACGCCCUCAUCCUCAAACCUCUGCUCCAGGCAGAGCCCCACGAUCCCAAGGAAAAGGAGAACUUCCAGCUCUUGGUGCUCCUCAACGAUCGUUUCCAAGCCCUCUGGAAUUUCACAGAAGAAAAUUCUCGGAACCUGAGGGGAAAACGAGGCAGCUCCGACUCCGGCUGCAUCCAGGAUUUUUACAUCCUCUGGAAAGGAGAUCUUUUCCUGAGCCUCUACAUCCAAUAUUUCGUCACCUUCGCCAACUUUGUCGUGGUCCAGGGCUUCGAGCAGGCCACCAAGAGCAAGAGUGAGGCCUGGAAGCUCCACAAGGCGCUGCUGAAGGAAUUCCUGCGGGAUUUCACCUCGGAGAGCUCCCUGGCGCCCGCCCUGCACGCUGCCCUCCACAAACCCUUCCGGGAUCACAUCCAGAGCUACCUCCAGCUCCUCUCCCAGCUCCAGGGGCAGCUCCAGGAGGGAUCUGAGCAGGAUGUGGUGGCUGCUGUCAUCCGGGAAUUUGGGAAGCUGGAAUCUUUCAUCAGCCAGGUCCUGGAUGAAGCCUGCUUUACCAAGGAGCUCUGGAAAUCCUUGGGCUACAAAUUCACCGACGUGCUGUGUGUCCCUGAGAGGAGGCUCCUGGAGGACAGCAGGAACCUCCCCAUCUCUUCUGGCAGCGCCCGCUCCGAGCGGCUCCUGCUCUUCGACGACGUCCUGGUGCUCAUCCAGGGAAACAGCUUCCAGAGUUUUGAUCUCAAGCUGGUGUGGGUGGAUGAAAACUGUGGAGAGAAAUCGGCUCCAGGAUUGUACAACCUGCGCAUCACAACCCCGGAAGAGACGUUCGUCCUCUCUGCCAAGGACCCCCAGAUGAAGGCCGUGUGGAAGUGGAAGCUGGAGCAGGCUGUGCGCCAGGCACUGAACGGGAAGCGGGAUUUUCCUCUCUGGGGCCGGAGCGGGGAGGGCAGCGAGGCGCCGUCCCGCCGCUUCUUCACCUACGCGUUCCGCACCGAGGGGCGGCUCCGGGGGGCCACCUACGAGGGCGAGUGGCUCUGGGGGAAGCCCCAUGGCAAGGGGACGCUGAAGUGGCGCGAUGGACGCAACCACGUGGGGGAUUUCCAGGAGGGCCUGGAGCACGGGUUUGGGAUCUGCCUGGUCCCGCGGCGCUCCGAGGAUCGCUACGACUGCUACAAGUGCCACUGGUACCAGGGCAAGAUGCGGGGCUAUGGAAUCUGUGAGUAUGGGAGUGACCUGGUCUACAAGGGCUACUUCAAGGACAACGUGCGCCAAGGGUUUGGGAUCCUGGAGAACUUCUCAGCAGAGCAUCCCUUCAAAUACACAGGACAGUGGGAAAACGACAAAAGGAACGGAUACGGAGUCUGGGAAGACAAGGAGAGAGGGGAGAGGUACAUCGGGAUGUGGCUGGAUGACCAGAGGCACGGAGAAGGCAUCGUGGUGGCCCAGUCAGGGCUCUGCUACCAGAGGACGUUCCAUGCGGAUAAAAUGGUGGGUUCAGGAAUUCUGCUCCUGGAAGACGACUCUGUCUACGAAGGAAACUUCACCGAAGAUCUGACGUUUGUUGGAAAGGGAAAGCUCUCCUUGGCCAACGGCUUCGUGCUGGAGGGGACGUUCGGCGCGCGCAGCGGCCGCGGGCUGCGCACCCGCGGCGUGCUCAACACGGCCCCCGAGCCCGAGGAGCCGCGCCCCGCAGCCCAGCUGGGCCUCAAGGAAUUCCCAGUGGAGCAGAGAUGGACGGGAAUCUUCGAGCAAUUCCUGGAAUUCCUCCAGUCUGGCUGCAAGGAGGAAAUGGAGGAAUCUUUCACAGGAUUCCACAUCCAAUCCAGCAAGGAGCUGAGGAAAUCCCAGGAAUAUCUGUUCUGCCAAAGAGGCACUGAGGAGAUCUCCUGGAAAACUGAGGAUAUCCUGGAAGAGCUCAUCCAGCACCAGGAUCUCCAGUCACUCCAGAGUUACUUGGAGAAGGCACUGAAAUCCUCCCUGCAUCCCUUGGGAAAGCUGCUGAGGGCUCUGAGCGUGGCGUUCCAGGCCACGUAUUCCGGGAUCGGAGCCAACCGGCACCUGCUGGGAAUGGCACAGGAGGAGGUCAAGUUCUACUCCAAGAAAAUCUGGGAAUUCUACCAGGGUUUGCUCCAGCUGGCCCUGGAGCAGAAGGGCCAAGUGCCCUCAGAGGAAGCAGAUCCCAGUCUCCAGAAGGGCUCCAGCCUGGUGCUGCCGCUGAUCCUGCCCGCUUUCUAUCCCGAGCUCUCCAUGCUCUACAUGCUCCAGCACCAGCGCGAGGACGAGCUCUACUGCCAGGGAAUCGUGGAGCUCAGCCUCUUCUCGGAUAUCCAGCUCCUGGAAUUCCUGGAUGUGCAGAAGCACCUGUGGCCUCUCAAAGAUCUCACCCUGACCUCCAACCAGAGGCGCUCCCUGGUCAAGGACAAAUGUUUCCUGUCUGCCACUGAGUGUCUGCAGAAGCUCAUCACCACGGUGGAUCCCAGGGAAAAGCUGGAAAUCCUCCGGAAAACCUACGAGGAGCUGGAGCACACGGUGUCCCGGCUGCUGGAGAAGGAAUUCCGGCUGCCCAUGGAUGAUCUCCUGCCCCUCCUCAUGUUCGUCGUAUCCCGAGCCAAGAUCCAACACCUGGGAGCUGAAAUCCAUCUGAUCCGGGAUUUGAUGGAUCCCACCAACCAGGGCGGAAUGUUGGACUUCCUGCUGACGGCACUGGAGUCGUGCUAUGAACACAUCCAGAGGAUCCGGCUGCAUCCAAAGGAAAGCUCCCACAGCUCCUGAUCCAUGGGGAAAAUCCUCCUUUUCCUGAACUUUCUGGACCAAAUCCCGCUGGAAAAAGUGGGAAUUGUAUCCCUGGCUGCCUUUAAAGGGAAGAAUUCCUCCCCAGCCGAGGUUUUCCUGAUCCCAAACACACUGGAAAGGCUGGAAUUUCCAUCUCCAAUCUUUGGGAAUUUUUUUUCAAGUA
Molecule: messenger RNA, 5009 nt
Organism: Ficedula albicollis (Collared flycatcher)
Lineage: Eukaryota; Metazoa; Chordata; Aves; Passeriformes; Muscicapidae
Gene: ALS2CL
Product: ALS2 C-terminal like
Exons: 27
Coding region: 1988-4825 (945 amino acids)
Source: RefSeq, a predicted model, not a curated record